Colletotrichum navitas is the source of this 861-nucleotide messenger RNA. RefSeq lists its product as uncharacterized. The record is from RefSeq and is a predicted model, not a curated record. The transcript has a single exon. The coding region runs from base 15 to 785 and encodes 256 amino acids. Lineage: Eukaryota; Fungi; Ascomycota; Sordariomycetes; Glomerellales; Glomerellaceae.
CCCCGGUCGCCCCGAUGGCCCCGAUGGCUCCCGUCACUCCCGUUGCCCCCGUCGCCUCCAUCGCUCUGGCAAACGGCACCAGUCAGCAGCGCCAGAGCUCAAGAGCCGCAGCAUCACCCUCAAGACAUCGACUGCCCUCUGAGCGGCCUGCUCCCAGGGUCCAAGGCUUCCGUCCCAUAAACGGAAGACAUCGGAUUCUGGCUCCUGCGGCGGCGGCGGCCGCCCAACAACCACAGUCCCCAGGCCCGCAGAAGAAGCAAGGGGAAAAGGUGCUGUGUGUCUGCACCCUCUGCACGUCAGGUGGAGCUGCAGGAAAGUUGGUGUCAAACAAGACCAAGCACGAGCACGAGCAUGGGGACCGGAUCAACAGGGAAGGGAAGUCUGUUGACGGCGAUGAGAGAUGCCAGGGGUGUGUCAGAAAGGGCGAUGCCCGCUGUGUCCGCUGGGAGGGAAAUUCCAAGGUAUGCGGUAACUGUGCCCGUAUCAAAGAAAAGUGCUCGUGGAAUGGAGAGUCGGCGAGGAAAAGGGAUGCGAUCAAGCGCCGAAACCGGGCUGAGCGCGCUGCGAGGCUCGCACAACGUCAUGCCGAGACGCCUCUUCCCGACGGCAUUACCAACGGCCAACACGAUGCGGCGCAGCAGCCCUCUCCCAACCAGGGAGAGCCGUGUGCUGGCCAACAAUGUCCUGGUGGCAGGGAGAAGGCUCGGAGCGCCACGCCGAGCCCGACGUCGAGUAGCAGCCGGACGGCUGAAAAUGCCUCCAACUCAUCCCCUACUCGCAAGUAACGACGGAUUAAAUCGCAAUCUUGAACUUGCUGAGGUUUCAUCGGGUCUCGAGAUGACUUGAGAGGGAAAGUUUGGA